Messenger RNA from Theobroma cacao (cacao), 1744 nucleotides. It is a transcript of the gene UBP3, whose product is annotated as ubiquitin-specific protease 3. The record is from RefSeq and is a predicted model, not a curated record. Gene Ontology annotation, biological process: protein deubiquitination. Gene Ontology annotation, cellular component: nucleus; cytosol. Lineage: Eukaryota; Viridiplantae; Streptophyta; Magnoliopsida; Malvales; Malvaceae. Gene Ontology annotation, molecular function: cysteine-type deubiquitinase activity.
UUUACCAUCUUUAUUUUCUUCGUCUCUCGUCUCUCCCCAAACGCUCUCAAAACAAAACAAAAACAAACCCUCAUUUCCUUUUGCCUGUUUUUCACUGCCUCAAAACGGAAAUAGGAAAAACGAAAACAAGUUAUUUUUUUUUUCUUCCCUUCCUCCAGACAAACCCUAAAGGAAUUCAAAUCGAACGGAGGAGAGUGAGAGCGAGCGAGUGGUGAAUGGAAAGAUAGAAUAGAAUCGCUGAGUUGAAUAGGUCGGAAGAAGAUCUGUGUUCGAGUUGUAGACAAAAAGUCAAUUCUAUAAAUGGGCGCGGCGGGUUCAAAACUCGAGAAAGCUUUGGGCGACCAGUUCCCUGAAGGCGAACGAUAUUUUGGCCUCGAAAACUUUGGCAACACUUGUUAUUGUAACAGCGUUUUACAGGCACUUUAUUUUUGUGUCCCAUUUCGUGAACAGUUGCUAGAAUAUUAUUCAAGCAACAAAAAUGUUGCUGAUGCUGAAGAGAAUCUGCUGACAUGCUUGGCAGAUCUGUUUACACAGAUAAGUUCGCAGAAGAAGAAAACAGGUGUCAUUGCGCCAAAGCGCUUUGUACAGAGAUUGAAGAAACAAAAUGAGCUUUUCCGCAGCUAUAUGCACCAGGAUGCUCAUGAGUUCUUGAAUUUUUUGCUAAAUGAACUUGUCGACAUAUUGGAGAAAGAGGCUCAAGCAGCUAAAAAUGAUGCAGAAACUUCAUCACCACCUGAAAAGACUGCAAAUGGGCCAAAGAAUCCUCAGGCAAAUGGUGUUCUAAAAGAGCCUUUGGUUACAUGGGUACACAAGAAUUUUCAGGGAAUACUUACCAAUGAGACAAGAUGCUUGCGAUGUGAGACAGUGACAGCAAGAGAUGAAAUUUUCUUUGACUUGAGCCUUGACAUUGAACAAAACAGUUCAAUAACUAGCUGUUUGAAAAAUUUUAGUUCUACCGAGACAUUGAACGCAGAGGACAAAUUUUUCUGUGACAAGUGCUGCAGUUUGCAAGAAGCCCAGAAGAGAAUGAAGAUAAAGAAGCCUCCUCACAUCCUGGUUAUUCAUUUGAAGCGGUUCAAGUACAUUGAGCAGCUUGGCCGGUACAAGAAGCUCUCCUACCGCGUCGUGUUUCCACUUGAGCUGAAGCUGAGCAAUACUGUGGAGGACGCGGAUUCAGAGUAUUCUCUAUUUGCUGUAGUAGUUCAUGUGGGUAGUGGACCAAACCAUGGGCACUAUGUUAGCCUUGUGAAAAGCCAUAACCACUGGCUAUUUUUUGAUGACGAAAACGUGGAGAUGAUCGAUGAGUCAGCAGUUCAGACAUUUUUUGGGUCAGCCCAGGAGUAUUCAAGUAAUACAGAUCAUGGGUAUAUCCUGUUUUACGAAAGCCUUGGUGCAAACAAGAGCUGAGAAGAAGGUUUGAUUUCGCCAACAGUAGUUAUUCUAAUCUCUCGGACCUCAUUUUUCUUAAAAUUGUCUAUGCGUAUUAAAUUUUUUUCUCACUUUUAUUAAAAAAAAAAUCAUUUUCCAACCUUGUGGGAAGAGCUGGCAUGUAUCAGUGAGGUGAUGUGGGUUGCGAAAGAAUGUAUACUUAGGUUGUUGCCAUGUACAGUGGAUAGUGGAAGCACACUGUCCUUGUUUUUUCACAAUAAGAGGAAAAAAAAUAGCAGUGUAUAUGGUGUGAGAAUAUCACAGAGACAGUUUGUAUUCUUCAUGGUUGAGCAUGUUUUUAACAUUAGCAAUGCUA